This is a messenger RNA of Zophobas morio, 2160 nucleotides long. RefSeq lists its product as uncharacterized. The transcript is spliced from 8 exons. Bases 1206 to 2003 code for a protein of 265 amino acids. The record is from RefSeq and is a predicted model, not a curated record. NCBI's taxonomy places the organism in Eukaryota, Metazoa, Arthropoda, Insecta, Coleoptera, Tenebrionidae.
CUAAAUAAUCAGACUUAAAACGGAUAAGGCAGUUGAAGGAAAGACAUUACUUCGUUGGUUGAGCGAUUAUUAUUAGAAUGAUUUUUAGCUUGUUGUGUUUCUCUCUUUUUUUAAGUGCAUUGGUCGAAUCUUUUCCGACAAUAUGUCCUGAAGGGCAAGAACGAACUCAUGAUGGUCAUUGUGUAGAGCCAUUUCAUCUACGAAUUACACCAAAUAACAGGCGGAAUUCUGCUACUACUAAAGGAUGCCCAAAUGGAUGGUUAUUAUCACGUAAUGGAUCCUGUAUACAGGAAUUUAAUAAAGAUGUGAAUACCUCACCAAUUCCUGAUGUGGUGGUGACGACACCGUCGGAAUGGCAACGGAAAACAAACCUGAGUUGCAUACCACCUCGGCAGUUUAUGGAUCUUCCAACAGGAUGCGCAGAUGGAUAUGGACUAAGCCAUACUGGAGAUUGUAAAAAAAAAUUCAACAUAGGGUUCAAUAUUUCAUCACUUCCUGAAGUAACCGUCACGUUACCUCCUUGUCAACCGAAUCAAACGAACGUGACUCCACUUCCUACAUCCACACAUGGCUACAGAACUUUCGAUAGGACGACCAGACGCCCAUAUAUGAUUAAUCCAAUUGGCCAUACGAAAUCUACAAGUGCUCCAGUAAGAAGACAUAAUUGAGAGGAUCCAUUCUUAAUAAGAAGAAAAUUUCUGAAGUCUGUGGGUACCAUAACUGUAAAAAUAUAGCUAAUUUUGAAGCAAAAGUUGUUCAAUUAUGACUUGAUGAAUUUUUAUAUAUUUUUGUAUUUUGUUAGUCCUUGUACGUAAUCUUAUUUCUUUAAUUUAAAAAAAAAUGUAAAUGUAAUUUCUUGUCCACUCACAAAGACUGAAAGUUUGACCAAAAAUAAAAAGAAAAAUCCAAGGAAAUCUUAUAAAUCUGGUUCAUAGUAUAAAAAAAAUGGUUAAAAUGAGUUCAAUUGACUGAGAAUUGGUGCCAAAUUGUAGAUCAUUUAGUCAAAAAACGUGAAAAAUGGGUUUACAAUUUUCAUUUAUAUGCACCGAUUGUUAAUAUGGAUGCCUUCCAAAGAGAUGUUUUCUCUUGAUAAUUUUAGCAGAGGUUAAAGGGCGAGGUUGUAAGAACUUAAAUAAUCAGACUUAAAACUUGAUAAGCAGUUGAAUACAAAUCAUUACUUCGUUUGUUGUGCAGUUAUUAUUAUAAUGAUUUUUAAUUUAUUGUGUUUCUCCCUUUUUGUAUUUACAUUACCAUACAUUACUCUCGGAAGAGUAGUAUGUCCUAAAGGAGAAGUAAUUGGUAAUGAUGGACAGUGUAUAGAGCUAUAUCGCCUGUAUUUAAAUCUAACGGAUGGUCACAAUACCAGGCUCAGGCACGCUUUUGAUACUCCAAAAGGAUGCCCGUUUGGAGAGGAAUUAGGACAUGAUGGAACGUGUAAAAAACCGUUUAAGUUAAAAUUCAAUACUUCCGAAAUUCCUAACGAAACCGUGACGGCUUCUCCUUCACAACGGAAUCAGCAAAUGCAAUUGACUCCCAGUCCUAAAGAAAAUUCAGCUGAAGAGGAACAUAGCGUCAGACCUCUCUCUAGAACUCUUUACUACAUUAACAGUUAUGGACCUCCGUGUCAGUCGUCCUGUGGUAGUGUUCAAUGCACUUCUUGUUGCCAGUAUUUACCAUGCUACCAACAGUCCCAGUACCCAUCGUACUAUCCCUACGUGUACAACUACAACUACAACAGCAACAGUAACAACAGAAGAAUUGUUAAUUCUUACCGGUAUCCAGGAAGGUACUGGACGUUUUUAAGUCAGUAUGGGAACAUUCCUGUUGACAUCAUUGAUGACGUAGAUAUUGAUACACAGAAGGUGGGGAACUUACCACUAGUGGGUAAAACUGACCCAUAUGCCAACGUACCAGUAGAAAUUAUUGAUGAUGACAGUUAUGCGGAUUUCUUAAGAAAUAUUCCAAAACUGCCAAAAGUGACACCGUCAUCGACCAGUCAUUAGACUGUUAGGGUGGAUACUACGACGGAAAAAGAUGAAAGAGUCGUAACUAUAGAAGAAGCUGAAGAUGUGACAAGUAUCAAAAGUUGUUCUUUAAAAAAAUGUAUGUAUAAUUUUUUCUUUAUAUGUAAUGGUUGUUAAUAAAGAUGCUUUCCAGUGA